Messenger RNA from Oncorhynchus masou masou (cherry salmon), 2556 nucleotides. RefSeq names its product mucin-2-like. Bases 1 to 2556 code for a protein of 851 amino acids. The record is from RefSeq and is a predicted model, not a curated record. The transcript has 2 exons. NCBI's taxonomy places the organism in Eukaryota, Metazoa, Chordata, Actinopteri, Salmoniformes, Salmonidae.
AUGACCACUACAACUGCAGCACCUACUUCAACAACUACAACUGAAGCUGCUACAACAACUAUAGGUCCUACGACCACCACAACUGCAGCUCCAACUACACCUGUAAAUCCUAUGACCACCACAACUGCAGCACCUACUACGACAACUACAACACCUACUACGACAACCACAGCACCUACUACGAAAACCACAACUGUACCUCCUUCGACAACCACAACUCCAACUACAACAACUGUAGCUCCUAUGACCCCCACAACUGCAGCACCUACAACUACAACUGAAGCUCCUACGAUAACCACAACUGCAGUACCUACUACGACAACUACAACCGAAGCUGCUACGACAACCACGACUUCAGCGCCUACUACAACAACCACAACACCUACGAUGACAACCACAGCUGUAGCUCCUACGACCACCACAACUGCAGAACCUACUACAACAACUACAACACCUACUACGACAACCACAACACCUACUACGGCAACCACAACACCUACUACGGCAACCACAACACCUACUAUGGCAACCACAACACCUACUACGACAACCACAACUGCAGCUCCAACUACAACAACUGUAGCUCCUACGACCCCCAUAACUGCAGCACCUACAACGACAACUGUAGCUCCUACGACCACAACUGCAGCACCUACUUCAACAACUACAACUGCAGCACCUACUACGACAACUACAACCGAAACUGCAACAAUAACGAUGACUUCAGCACCUACUAUGACAACUACAACACCUACUACGACAACACCUACUAUGACAACCACAACUGUAGCUCCUACGACAACCACAACUGCAACUCCAACUACAACAACUGUAGCUCCUACGACCACCACAACUGCUGCACCUACUACGGCAACCACAACCGAAGCUGCUACGACAACCACGACUUCAGCGCCUACUACAACAAUGACAACACCGACAUUACCUACUACAACAACCACAACUGCAGCUCCAACUCCAACUGUAGCUCCUAUGACCACCACAACCACAACACCUACUACAACAACCACUGUAUCUCCUACAACAACUACAAAUGCAGCUCCUACGACAACAACAACUGCAGCUCCUAUUACAACUUUAGAUCCCACGACCACUACAACAGAAGCACCCACUACGACCACUACAAAUGCAGCUUCUACGACAACAACAACUGAUACUCCUACUACAACCACUACAACAAAAGCACCUACAACCAUAACUGUAGCUCCUAUGACAACCACAACUGCAGCUCCAACUACAACAACAGUAGCUCCUAUGACCACCACAACUGCAUCACCUACUACGACAACCACAACACCUACUAAGACAACCACAACACCUACUACGACAACCACAACUGUACCUCCUACGACAACCACAACUGUACCUCCUACGACAACCACAACUGUACCUCAUACGACAACCACAACUGUACCUCCUACGACAACCACAACUGUACCUCCUACGACAACCACAACUGCAGCUUCAACUACAACAACUGUAGCUCCUACGACCACCACAACCACAACACCUACUACGACAACCACAACUGUACCUCCUACGACAACCACAACUGCAGCUCCAACUACAACAACUGUAGCUCCUACGACCCCCACAACCUCCGCACCCACAAUGACAACUGUAGCUCCUACGACCACAACUGCAUCACCUACUACAACCGAAGCUGCUACGACAACCACGACUUCAGUGCCUACUACGACAACUACAACACCUACUACGACAACCACAACACCUACCACGACAACAACAACUGCAGCUCCAACUUCGACAACUGUAGCUCCAACGACAACCAAAACUGCAGCUCCAACUACGACAACCACAACUCCAACUUUGACAACCACGACUUCAGCGCCUACUACGACAACUACAACACCUCCUAUGACAACCACAACACCUACUACGACAACCACAACUGCAGCUCCAACUACAACAACUGUAGCUCCUACGACCACCACAACAACAACACCUACUACAACAACCACUGGAUCUCCUACAACAACUACAAAUGCACCUCCUACGACAACCACAACUGCAACUCCAACUUCAACAACUGUAGCUCCUACGACCACCACAACUGCAUCACCUACUACGACAACCACAACACCUACUACGACACCCACAACACCUACUACGACAACCACAACAGCUACUACAACAACCACAACAGUACCUCCUACGACAACCACAAUAGCAGCUCCAACUACAACAACUGUAGCUCCUACAACCCCCACAACCUCAUCACCUACAAUGACAACUGUAGCUCCUAUCACCACAACUGCAGCCCUUACUUCAACAACUACAACUGCAGCACCUACUACGACCGAAGCUGCUACGACAACCACGACUUCUGCGCCUACUACGACAACUACAACACCUACUACGACAACCACAACACCUACUACGACAACAACAACUGCAGCUCCAACUAUGACAACCACAACACCAACUACAACAACUGUAGCUCCUACGACAACAUCUGUAGCUCCUAUGACCACUACAACUACAGCACCUACCGACAGCCGCUGCAGCAUCUUCUAA